AAGUAACCCCUCGGGUUUCGCCUUUUUUUCGCCUUUCCGCCCAUCACAGAAUCUUCACCAAAAUCAUCACCAAAACCAUCAACAGAAACCUGGGCUUUCACCACCAACUUUCCCCGUGUGUUGUUGAUCUGUUUGGCUAUUCCGAUUGGUACUGAGAGUAUUGAAACGGGACCACGAAGAAAGGAAAAGAUAGAGCAUAAUGGCACAGCAAAUGAUGGAGAUGCCGGAUAUGUCCAAUGCCAUCGUUGCACAGGACGAGAUGGGAAGACCUUUCAUCAUUGUGAGAGACCAGGGCAACAAGAAGAGGGUGCACGGCGUGGAGGCCAAGAAGCAGCACAUCCUUGCUGCUCGUGCUGUUGCGAGCAUCAUCAAGACGUCGCUGGGGCCUCGUGGGCUGGAUAAGAUCCUUGUGAGCCCUGAUGGUGAGAUCACCAUCACCAACGAUGGGGCGACGAUUCUGUCGCAGAUGGAGCUGGACAACGAGAUUGCCAAGCUGCUGGUGGAGCUGUCCAAGUCCCAGGAUGACGAGAUCGGUGACGGCACCACGGGUGUUGUUGUGCUGGCUGGUGCGUUGCUGGACCAGGCGUUGGAGCUGAUCGACAAGGGCAUCCAUCCUAUAAAGAUCGCCAAUGGCUUCGACGAGGCGUGCAAGGUUGCCAUCGACCAGCUCGACAAGGAAGCCGACGACAUCGAGAGCAACGUGGAGAUCCUGCUGAGGGCUGCGAAGACGUCGCUGGGCUCCAAGAUCGUGUCAAAGGCCCACGAUCAGUUUGCUCAGAUGGCUGUCGACGCGGUGCUCUCUGUUGCUGACAAGGAGCGUAAGGACGUUGACUUCGAGCUGAUCAAAGUGGAAGGCAAAGUGGGUGGCUCCCUCGAGGACUCCAAGCUCAUCAAAGGUGUCAUCAUCGACAAGGACUUCUCCCAUCCUCAGAUGCCAAAGUACAUCGAGGAUGUCAAGAUCGCCAUCUUGACAUGCCCAUUCGAGCCUCCAAAGCCAAAGACAAAGCACAAGCUGGACAUCUCCACAGUGGAGGAGUUCAAGCACCUCCAGGACUACGAACAGGACAAGUUCAAGGAGAUGGUUUCAAGGGUUAAGGACUCAGGUGCCAACUUGGUCAUUUGCCAGUGGGGGUUUGACGAUGAGGCAAACCAUCUUCUCUUGCAACACCACUUGCCUGCUGUGCGCUGGGUUGGUGGUCCUGAGCUGGAGCUGAUUGCCAUUGCAACAAACGGCCGUAUUGUUCCAAGAUUCGAAGACUUGUCGGCUGAUAAGCUGGGUAAAGCUGGCAAAGUCCGUGAGCUGGAAUUCGGUACAACAAGAGACCGUAUGCUGGUGAUUGAAGAAUGCUCAAACUCCAGGGCCGUGACCUGCUUCAUCAGAGGCUCAAACAAGAUGAUUGUCGAUGAGGCCAAGCGUGCUUUGCACGAUUCUCUGUGUGUUGUGCGUAACUUGAUCAAGGACUCCCGUGUUGUGUACGGAGGUGGUGCUGCUGAGAUCACAUGUUCUCUUGCCGUGUCGGAAGCUGCUGAUAAACAACCUGGCAUAGGCCAAUACGCCUUCAGAGCCUUUGCCAAUGCGCUGGAUCAAGUUCCAAUGACUCUUGCGGAGAACUCCGGGUUGGAUCCUAUAGAGACGUUAGCCAAUGUAAAGGCAAGACAGGUGAGGGAGGCCAACUCGCACCUGGGUGUGGACUGCUUGGGGAAGGACUCGAACGACAUGAAGGAGCUAUUCGUCGUUGAUCCACUCAUCGGGAAGAAGCAGCAGUUGCUAUUGGCUACACAGUUAACAAGAAUGAUUUUGAAGAUCAACGACGUUAUCAUCAGUGGAAAGGACUCCUAUUGAGCGUGGAGGGGCU
Molecule: messenger RNA, 1856 nt
Organism: Williopsis jadinii
Lineage: Eukaryota; Fungi; Ascomycota; Saccharomycetes; Phaffomycetales; Wickerhamomycetaceae
Gene: CCT5
Product: chaperonin-containing T-complex subunit CCT5
Exons: 1
Coding region: 200-1843 (547 amino acids)
Biological process (GO): protein folding
Cellular component (GO): chaperonin-containing T-complex
Molecular function (GO): ATP-dependent protein folding chaperone; ATP hydrolysis activity; ATP binding
Source: RefSeq, a predicted model, not a curated record